Molecule: messenger RNA, 1950 nt
Organism: Girardinichthys multiradiatus
Lineage: Eukaryota; Metazoa; Chordata; Actinopteri; Cyprinodontiformes; Goodeidae
Gene: itm2ca
Product: integral membrane protein 2Ca
Exons: 6
Coding region: 180-959 (259 amino acids)
Biological process (GO): negative regulation of amyloid precursor protein biosynthetic process
Cellular component (GO): plasma membrane; Golgi apparatus; extracellular exosome
Molecular function (GO): amyloid-beta binding
Source: RefSeq, a predicted model, not a curated record
CUCUCACUUCCGGUGCAGAGAGACAAAAACAGCUGAACGGUGGGGAGAAGAGAGCAGAGCGGCCCUGUAGACGCUGUUUGUUGGGACCAGUUUAAUUUGACCCAGGUCUCCGAGCAUCGACCACUCACACAGAGACACACCAGAGGAGGAGGUGAGGACACCUGCACACACCCUGAGCCAUGGUGAAGAUCAGCUUCCAGCCGGUGGCGGGACAGAAAGUGGACAAGGAGAAUGACAGCGAUAAGACGGAAAUCCUCAUCCCCCGUCCGAUGGAUGAGGAUGAGCUGGUGCUGCCUUUCCACUCAAAGAAAUCUCCCCUCAAUGGGCUUUGCUGCCUGACGUUCGGUCUAGUGGUCUUCAUGGCCAGUCUGGUUUUGGCCUCCAUCUAUGUCUACCGCUACUACUUUAUACCCCAUAUGCCAGAGGAAAACCUGUUUCACUGCAGGGUUCUCUAUGAAGACUCCGUGUACGCCCCUCUCCGUGGACGGCAGGAGCUGGAGGAAAAUGUUGGCAUCUACCUUGCUGAGAACUAUGAGAAGAUCACUGUACCUGUGCCUCACUUUGGAGGGAGUGACCCCGCUGAUAUAAUCCAUGAUUUCCACCGGGGAUUAACUGCCUACCAUGACAUUGCUUUGGACAAAUGCUAUGUUAUUGAGCUUAACACCACCAUUGUGAUGCCUCCUCGAAAUCUUUGGGAACUUCUUAUCAACGUUAAGAAGGGAACAUACCUGCCUCAGACUUACAUCAUUCAUGAAGAGAUGGUGGUGACCGGCAAAGUGCACAACAUGCGUCAGCUGGGGCCUUUCAUCUACCGGCUGUGCAACGGAAAGGAUACGUACCGCCUGACGCGCCGCGUCACCCGCAGACGCCUUAACAAGCGCGAGGCGAAGGACUGCCACCACAUCCGCCACUUUGAGAAUACGUUCGUGGUGGAAACGGUGAUCUGUGAUGGGGUGUGAACACAUCUGUGUGAAUGUUCCCACCUGAUAACACAUCUCUGCUCACUUCCCCCAGCCACUGUAGCACCCCUUCCCACCGUGGUUCUGAUCAUAUCUCAGUUGCACUUUAUCACUGCUGUUCUCGGAUAAAUAUGGUUUUCCACUACCUGUUAUGUUUUUUGUGUUGUUUUUUUUUUUUUUUUGUAUAUUUGGGGGUAUAUACCCUAAAAUGGUGAUGCAAUACUAAUUUGUUUGUUUUUUCACAUAAUAUUUCCAUGUAGCAAAUCCUUAAGCCAAUAAUAAAGGCUCAUUUCAACAUCUCUCCUCUUCUUCUUUGGGGAUUUGUUCUGUGCGAUGGUUACUGUAUCCAUGUGUCAUUAAGGCGGCAGUGCUUUUGUUCUUUUUCCUAAAGCCCUGGAGUUCAAUUUGUGUUUUAGCUUCACUAACAAUCAGCUACCUAAAGCAUGAGGUCUUGCUUUGCUUAGCAAACAUUAUCCAUGGAUUUUCAGUCAUUAAUCAAAUAUUUCCCUGUUGUGUGAAAUGUAAACCUUUAACUGCUAGUUGCUUGCUUGCAUCUUUUCUUACAUGCUUGUUGCUUCUUGCUCUUCUCUAUGCCUUUCAUUUUCUCAAAAGCUCCGCCAUGAUGUAAAAGUUAGAGAAGACUGCAUUGAUACUUAGACUGCAUAUAUUAUUUUCAGGAUGUUCCAUUUGUCAGCCAUGUGAAGACGCACAUCUUAUUUUUAUUUUAAAUAUUUUGAAAAGUAUGCCAAAUUAAUUUUUCAGUAAACAGUUUUAUCUUGCAUGUGUUCAUCUAUAAGAGAGAAGUGGAAAUCUUAGGGUUUUUGUUAAAUGAUGUUAAAGCCUUAGUCCAGAUCAGAAACUGGGCUAAAGUCAAAACGGCACGGAAGGAUCAAAUAACCCGACACGUUAGCUGAUAAAACUACAUUUGAUCUGUAUAGUUUGUCUGCCAAACAGCACCCGUCUGUGAAUUCAAUAAAAAUAACUAAACAAG